Penicillium cataractarum is the source of this 1458-nucleotide messenger RNA. Its product is annotated as glycoside hydrolase family 1 protein. Bases 1 to 1458 code for a protein of 485 amino acids. The transcript is spliced from 4 exons. Lineage: Eukaryota; Fungi; Ascomycota; Eurotiomycetes; Eurotiales; Aspergillaceae. The record is from RefSeq and is a predicted model, not a curated record. Gene Ontology annotation, molecular function: beta-glucosidase activity. Gene Ontology annotation, biological process: carbohydrate metabolic process.
AUGGCGACUAGUUCUCCUGCCAACUCAUUGCCCAGCGACUUUGAAUGGGGCUUUGCCACCGCUGCCUAUCAGAUUGAAGGGGCUUUUGAUGAAGGUGGUCGCGGAAAGUCAAUCUGGGAUACUUUCUGCCACCUGGAGCCAACAAGAACAAAGGGUGCCAACGGUGAUAUUGCAUGCGACCACUACCAUCGGUAUGAGGAGGACUUUGAUCUUCUAUCCAAGUAUGGCGCGAAGGCAUAUCGGUUUUCCAUCUCUUGGACGCGUAUCAUCCCGAUGGGCGGCAGAGAUGAUGAGAUAAAUGAAGAGGGAGUUGCAUUCUACAAUCGUCUUAUUGACGCUCUGCUUGCAAGAGGUAUCACACCUUGGGUGACACUCUAUCAUUGGGAUCUGCCUCAAGCUCUUCAUGACAGAUAUGGAGGUUGGCUGAAUGUCGAGCAGUCUCAGAGGGACUUUGAGAGGUAUGCCAAGGUGUGCUAUGAGCGAUUCGGAGAUCGGGUCAAGAACUGGAUUACAUUGAAUGAACCGUGGAUUGUUUCCAUCUUUGGCUAUUCUACUGGUGGAAAUGCUCCUGGAAGAAGCAGCAUCAAUCCUCAGUCUACGGAGGGCAACUCUGCGACGGAGCCUUGGACCGUCGGCAAGGCUCUUAUCAUGAGCCACGCCCGCGCGGUGGCUCUUUAUAACAAGGAGUUCCGAGCAGCACAAAAUGGGAGAAUUGGAAUUUCCUUAAAUGGAGAUUACUAUGAGCCAUGGGACAUGGAAGAUGAGCGUGAUCAUGAGGCUGCUGAGCGACGUAUGGAGUUUCAUAUCGGAUGGUUUGCCAAUCCAGUGUGCCUCGCACAAGAUUACCCCAAGUGCAUGAGAGAGCAGCUUGGUGACCGUCUGCCUGAAUUCACAGAGACUGAGUUUGGUCUUCUUCGAGAAGCGGAGAUCGACUUCUACGGAAUGAACUACUACACUUCUCAGUUUGCGCGCCACCGUGACGGCCCGGCAUCCGAGACCGACUGUCUCGGGAAUGUGGAGGAAUUUCAAGAAAACAAACAUGGUCUGUCUGUUGGAGAGCCGUCCGGCGUUCACUGGCUGCGCUCAACCCCUAACCUGUUCCGAAAACACUUGACUCGGGUUUACCGUAAAUACGGAAAGCCUAUUUAUAUCACUGAAAAUGGAUGUCCUUGUCCUGGAGAAGACAAGAUGACGGUCGAAGAAGCAGUUAAUGAUGUGUAUCGCAUCCGCUACUUCGAAGACCACAUCAAUGCCGUUGCCUUAGCACGCAACGAGGAUGGCUCUGAUAUCACAGGAUAUUUUGCCUGGUCCCUAAUGGACAACCUAGAAUGGUCCGAUGGUUACGGAGUUCGCUUUGGCGUCACUUUCACCGACUACAACACACUGGAAAGAACCCCAAAACAGUCUGCAUUGCUCCUUAAGGGGAUGUUUGACAAGUACAUGGUUCCUACAAAUUAG